AUCCGUUUCUAUUGUCUGCUUGGUAUGCAAACCACGGCGUGGAGCAUUUAUGCACCCUGCUCUCGGACACUGUCAGUGAUCUGAUGCGUCGAGCGACACGUCCCGAUUCACCGGAAUUGUUCCAGCCGCCACCGAUCGCCAGUUUACCCAGCAGUUCUGUUUUGUUACCGAUUAUCGUUCGAAUUCUUCGCUUCACAGCCACUUGGAGCGCACUCGUCCGUGACCAGUUGUAUCAUCAACCGAGUUUGGUUCUCAGUUUGGUUUAUCGUGAAUCUCCUGUUUGUCUCCCGUUUGGUGUGACGAACGGUUAUCGAUUACCGUUCAUCUGUCCUGCCUAUUCGUUCCGUGUGUUAUGGAAAGAACACGAACCCGAGAACGCCUUCAGACCGCUCUCUGAAAUCCUCACCCAUCCAGAUGAGAGUCUGGACGCAAAUUCUCUCCUACUAGAAACCCUAGUGCGUCGAAGUAUUCGAUGCUCAUGGUCCAUUGUCUGGCACGGUUCGAGUGUUUCGCUUGCGUGUCACUGUUUGGCCAUGUUGGGUGCCCUACCAGACGCACAGAAGAUCGAUCCCAUCAUUUUAGAUCGGAAUUUCAAAUGGGCUCGUGAAUAUUCCCCUCCUUCUAGUCUGGUCGCUCUUUCUACCUCAGAUCUUGCUCUGAUUUUGCUAAGUCAUCCUGUGUCAAGUUGCCUGCUCAGUUUAGCCGCUGUACAACAGGCCAGUAGCCAUGCUACUCUGGUUCAGGCGCUAAGCAUGUUUCUACGCUCUGUUCACUCACACCGGCUGCAAGAAGACACACGUUUGAUUCCGUCCGAGCCCGUCGAAUCGGGCCAACGUUGGCCAGACUCAAUGUGCUGGUGGCACCGAGCUCAGCUAGAUCGGUUCCUGUGCACACUGCCUGCGUGUUCGGCUGAUUUCCAUCUCCUCUCCUCCUUGCUGGACACAAUAGAUGAAGCUGCAUUACGUACUACUGUUCCCAGUGUCCUCGUUCUCGGACCUGAUGUUCCGCUUUUCCAAUGGUUAUUAUCAGCCUUGGUGAAUUCCAACGGUCCUUUGGCCUACUGUUUACUACAACCGGGUGCCGGUGUUGGGGAGACCGAUAGUCGACGUUUGGUUUCGGCCAAACGUCGACUCAUCUAUCAUCAACUGCCCCGUCUCCUGUCCACCUUGACAGCACGACUGGGAGCUGCUCAGUUCACGAAGCUUGCUCGAGACGGUUUGACCGAGAGCCAACACAGGUAUGUUGUCGCGUCCUUGAUCAUGUUGUUCGCCCAUUUUCGUCUCUUUAACAUUUAUUUUGCCUAUCUUCGUUUUGUAGAUAGUUUUCCCAUCAACGGUUCAUGGUCACCACGUAUUAUGUGA
Molecule: messenger RNA, 1361 nt
Organism: Echinostoma caproni
Lineage: Eukaryota; Metazoa; Platyhelminthes; Trematoda; Plagiorchiida; Echinostomatidae
Source: the annotation of a GenBank genome assembly